GAUUGACCCUACACAUUUGUCGAUCAUGUAUUUGAAAAAUACCGAUGUUAAAGGAACUGUGAAAUGACUUUAUUUUGUAGGCCAAUGUAUGAUGCAUCUGAAUUGUUAUAUUUUCACUGAAUACAUUAUAAAAACUACGGAUUAAAGAUGAUUUCCAGUCCCAUUCCAGUUGAUCCUGGGUAUGGCAAGAAUGGGAGGGGCCAAUCUAUGCUUGACACUAGGCCUGUACCACGUGUACGGCCAGAAGCUGAGGUUAUAGCAUUGCAGGCUCAGGGUACAGUGGGCAAACUGCUACAGGUUCAAGGGCAGCCAAUUUACAGAGCUCCAGUUACCAAAAAACCAGAACCAAAGAAUUUUUCACAGGAAAAUGUGAGGCGGAUGAGAAAAAUCCAAGCAAUGAGCCGCAAGAAAAGAACAGAGGAAACAAUUGCCAAGAAUCAACCUGUGAAAGUCCUACCACAGUCUGAAAAAUAUAAGGAAAUCCAGUCAAAAGUUGCUGCCCAUAUCCAGCAAGUACCACCUGCACCAAGACCAGAAUCUGCAAACUAUUUGAGGUCAUACAGUAGGUCAGGGUCUGCUCCACCUAGAGUGCGUUGUCCUAGCCCAGGCCCAAGAGAAAAUCAACAUAAUCAAGCAUCAAGAGAUGUGAAUUUACAAGUGCAGGGACGCUCGAGGGGUCCAGCCCCACAACGUAGACCAGCAACAGCUGACCAAAGAGCUCGUUCUCCCAGCCCAGCAACUAGAAAUCGUUCUCAAUAUCAAGUAGCGCAAGGCAGGAACAUGAACUUGGAAGUGAAAGGAUUCUCAAAAAAUCCAGCACCGCAGCGUAGGCCAGCAACUGCAGGCCAAAUAGGUCGUUCACCUAGCCCAGGACCAAGACCAAGAACAAGUAGUUCAUCAGAUAUAAAUUUUGUAGCCCACAAUGCAAGAUUGGCUCGUAAACAUCAGCCUCAACGGCCACCAUCUGCAGUAGCACAGUCAACGUUGGAAGAGAAGAGGAAGGCUGAUAUGGAAAAUUACAAUAAAGGCCAAGUACCAAAGUAUUUGAGAAACCGACAACAACAAUGGCAAGCAGAUGAGGCCGAGAGAAUACGAAAUAUUCCAGACCCUGAGAUGCCACCAGGACACAAAAUGAUGCCAAAGGAAGAGAGAAUAAAGACACUCAACAUUCUUAAAGAAAAGGAAAGAGAGCUUCAGUUGCAGCUUCAUAAAGUGCCGCUGAAUCCAGAAACAUUCCGUGCCAAGACGUUAAAGACAGAUAUUGAAACAAAACUCGCGGAGGUUGAAGAAGCCAUUAAGAUAUUUUCUCGGAACAAAGUCUUUAUCAAAGUAGAUUCCUGAGGAGGCAGAUUUUUUUUAUAAAUACUGUAUGCUAAAAACAAUUUAAUGUAUUCUUUAUUGAUACAAGGGAUAUUAAGGUGACAGUCAAGGAAUCCUGUAUCUAAUGGUGUACCAAUAAGCCAUGCCGGUUUUCAGUCACAGUGUACUGUUGAAAUACCAUUGAGGGCAGUGCAUCCAGGUAGAGGGAAUGCAACAAACUGAUAGUACAGUACUGUAGUGCCUUUUAAUAGAUUUAUUUUAUGAUCGCCCUCCAGGGAAAAUGUAUUAAAGUUAUCUCCAUAUCCAAA
Anneissia japonica is the source of this 1628-nucleotide messenger RNA. RefSeq names its product enkurin domain-containing protein 1-like. The transcript is spliced from 7 exons. Lineage: Eukaryota; Metazoa; Echinodermata; Crinoidea; Comatulida; Comatulidae. The record is from RefSeq and is a predicted model, not a curated record. Bases 148 to 1341 code for a protein of 397 amino acids. Gene Ontology annotation, cellular component: cytoplasmic microtubule.